CUUCGCCACUAUCUGGCCAUUAGUUCCAUCUCCGGAGCAAGCAACAAUUACAGUAAAGAAAUUAGAACUUCACAGAAGAAGAAAGAAGGAAGCAACAGAGACAAAGAGAGCAUGAGAGGAAGAGGAAGACAAGGAAUAGCAGGUAAUAAUAAUAACAAUCAUAGUAAUAUAGGAGGAUUCCACACCGAUCUCCUCGUCUGCUUCCCUGCAACCCACCUCACUCUCACGCCCAAGCCCAUCUGCAGCCCAUCAAGGCCCGCGGAUCCCACCAAGCGCCAUCGUACUCGGCCCACUCACUCUUUAUUCAGAUCUCGGACCGGUAAGUAUUCCGGCGGCGCCGCCGCCGGAGACGAGAUUGCCGAUGAGCCGACUUCGCCGACGGUCACUUGCGCCGGUCAGAUCAGAGUCCAACCGCGGUCUAGACCCGGUUCGAAAGCCAGCGCAAGCUCCUCGGGAAACAAUAAAGGCUGGCUGUCAGUGGUGGAAGAGAUGGGGAAACUGCAGAGCAAGAAGCCACUGAUGCAGUUCUUAGGCGCAUUUCGCAGCCUGCGAUUUGAUCUCCAUUGCUUCGGCUCAUUCCAUGGCGCCGUGGAGUCGUCAACGGACGGAGACGAUGGAGCUGGAGAAGAAGAAACAGAGGAAGAACCAGAGGAGGAUAAAAGUUCUGAAAUCAGUACCUCCAGAACCAUAUUCUCCAAGUGGUUCAUGUUACUGGAGCAGAACCAGAGCCAUGAACAAAAGAAGGAGAUGAAGAAGGAAGAUGGCAGAAAAGAGAUAGAAGACGAAGAGCUCGCUCCGCCGCCCAAUGCUCUGUUACUUAUGCGUUGCCGCUCUGCUCCGGCUGAAGGAAGAACAGCUACAGGACAAGCAGAAAAAGCUCUGGGUGCAGAAAUGGAUCUGGAGGACGAUAAGGAGAAGAAAGAAAGGGUUUUGCUGAUGAGUUAUGAUCCAAAUUUUGAUAAGUUGUCGACUGAGAUCUCGAAGGAAACAUGGAUUGUGGGCAGCUUGGAUCCGUUGACUAGAAGCAGGAGUUGGAAGAGGUGAAGAACACGAAGCUCACGUGGUAAUUGUGAUAUAAUAAUGCCUUCUUAAUAUAUUCGGUGUCUAAUAUUAGGCCGUCACAUGUCAAGUGAGUUUCACUGUUUUUAAUACUGAUUGUGUAUUACGAAGAGACCUACUUAACACGCGGCAUCUUAUCAUUGAACUCCGAAUGUAAAUUAUG
Molecule: messenger RNA, 1222 nt
Organism: Phalaenopsis equestris
Lineage: Eukaryota; Viridiplantae; Streptophyta; Magnoliopsida; Asparagales; Orchidaceae
Exons: 2
Coding region: 112-1044 (310 amino acids)
Source: RefSeq, a predicted model, not a curated record